GGAGAGUUGACAUGGUACAAAUCCAUAUUUUUUAUUGGAUGAUUAUUUUUUUUCCAACAUGGCAUAUCACUGCCCUUAAAAUUUUCCUUUUCUAGAGUAAAAUUUCCUUUUAUAACUAUUCAAUUUUUAUAUGGUAAAAAUUAUGACUUUUUUUUUUGCUAAAGUUCUGCAAUCGAACCCGAAACAUGUUUCAACUAAAAAUCUGGAAAUACCACUACACCACAGAUAAUCUUUUAAAUAUUAUGACUUUACAUUCAAUUUAUUUAAAUAUAACAAAUAACUAUUUAACAGUCCAAUUUAAAAAUUCAAUUUGGAUUUUUUUUCCCCUACCCCCGGAUCAGAUAUAUCACAAGUUACGUAUAUAAAAUGGCAGAGAAAUAACAAUUACACGCUCUUGGCAGCGUGACUAAGGUAGCCUUUUUCGUUAAAGAAAAGAAUACUAACGUAGACUUUGUCCAAAAUUUCACAACAUAACUCCGUACCACCAAGUCAACAAAACCAUGGUCCAUUUAUUUCUUCAACACGCUAUUUUUCCUUUCUCAAAAUUGACCUUAAACAAUCUACCUACCUACACAUAAAACCAUUUCAUGCUCCAAACCCAAACCCAUCAUCACUACUUCAAAACCAAAACUGAAACACAAAAACAGAGAAUAUGAGAAAGAGAGGAGAAAACAAGAACAGAUUCUUUAGAAUCAUUACCAUGCCUCUAAAAGUUUUAGGCAAGGCUCGUGACCUCUACAUGCGAAGCAUCACAGGCUGCGCAGCUCGCACUCACUACUCCUCAGCUGAUGCCGUCUCCGUUCCCUUUCCGAGAAGCCGGAGCACCUCCUCAGCCUUCUCCUCCACCACCUCUUCGCGGAGGAUGUCUUCCGAUUUCACCUUCGACGAUGACUACAGCGAGCUGGUCAGAGCUGCUUCCGUUAGGAGUUUAGGUCAUAAGAACGAGAUUGACAUGAUCAGACAUCAGCAGCUUCAGCAGCGACAAGAAAAUCGCGUUGCGGUGGGAGCGGUUGCUGGUGUAAAAGGAGGUUUGCCAAAGAGCUCGAGUGUAGGGAUGCCAAUGGCGAGGAUUGAUGAAGAAAAUGAAGAAGAGGGAUCACUGAAGAAUCAUAAGAAAGGAUCUGAUUUCUUAUACCCUCGUAGCAGAUCACACGCGGUUACUAUUAGAGGAUCCAAGUUUUAAAUUACUAAUUAUAUAAGUCUCAUUUUUAUUUUUAAAGAAGUAUGAUUUCUCGAAAAUUUACGUUGGGGGGAUUAAGGAGAAGACAGAAAAUGAUUGCGAGAUAUAGUAGUUACUAGUGUUAUAGAUUUGUACUAAAAGAAGCUAUUGUUAAAUAUUUUUAUACAAUAAAUCGUAUUUAAUAUAACGACAGAAUCUAAG
This is a messenger RNA of Brassica napus (rape), 1381 nucleotides long. RefSeq lists its product as uncharacterized. Bases 653 to 1183 code for a protein of 176 amino acids. Lineage: Eukaryota; Viridiplantae; Streptophyta; Magnoliopsida; Brassicales; Brassicaceae. The transcript has a single exon. The record is from RefSeq and is a predicted model, not a curated record.